AUGUCCAUCCCCAACGAGGCCCUGCAGAAGAUUCUGCAAGAGAUCGAAACCCGCGCCAUUGCCUCGCAGCAACAGAUUGGCGUCACCAAGGCCCAGAUCACCACCAAGCAGCGCGACAUUCGCAUGCUGCAACUGACAUCAAAGGAGCUGGCUGAGUUGCCCUCGGAGACGCCUGUCUACGAGGGUGUUGGGAAGAUGUUCGUCAACGUCCCCAUCGGCACCGUCAACAAGCGGCUCACUCGCGAGAGCGCGGAGGCUUCCUCCGAGAUCACCAACCUCGAGAAGAAGCUCCACUACCACGAGACUACAUUCAAGAACAGCCGAGAGAACUUGGAGCAGAUUCUGUCCUCCGGAGGACGCGCAUGA
Penicillium cataractarum is the source of this 366-nucleotide messenger RNA. Its product is annotated as putative prefoldin subunit 1. Gene Ontology annotation, molecular function: protein folding chaperone. The transcript is spliced from 3 exons. Bases 1 to 366 code for a protein of 121 amino acids. NCBI's taxonomy places the organism in Eukaryota, Fungi, Ascomycota, Eurotiomycetes, Eurotiales, Aspergillaceae. Gene Ontology annotation, biological process: protein folding. The record is from RefSeq and is a predicted model, not a curated record. Gene Ontology annotation, cellular component: prefoldin complex; cytoplasm.